AUGUCCCUCGAUCAAUUCGUCGACAGGCUUCGCAAUGGCGAGCCUGCCAAAUUCCCCUCAACAGCCAACACCCUCGCCUGGGCACAGAGCCUGGACGAGCAGGACAAGCUCAGCCAUCUGCGGGACGAGUUCAUCAUCCCCACCAAAGCUUCACUGAAGAAGAAGGCCCUCGAUGGCCGGAUACCUGGCCAACCAGCCCAGAAUGGCAUCACCAACGGCGCCUCACAUGAGGGAGACGAGCAGGGCAUCUAUUUUGUCGGCAACUCACUAGGUGCCCAGCCCAAAGCGGUCAGACAAUACGUCGACGCUCAGCUCGAGACAUGGGCGUCCAUCGGUGUCGCGGGCCACUUUCAGGACAUGGAACAGUCCCCCCUUCCGAAAUGGCAGGAUCUUGCCGAGGAUUGUGCGAAAAAGUCGGCUGACAUUGUCGGCUCGUCGCCCGCGGAAAUUGUCAUUAUGAACACACUAACCGCGAACCUGCACAUGAUGAUGGCGAGCUUCUACAAGCCCACGGAAAAGAGGCACAAGAUCAUCCUAGAGUGGCGGCCCUUUCCCAGCGACUACUACGCCAUCGAGAGUCAGAUCACAUGGCACGGCCUGGAUCCCGAGAAGAGCAUGGUCAAGAUUGAGCCGGACGACAGCUACCUGAUCCCCACCGAGAGGGUCCUGUCCGUCAUCGACGAGCACGCCGAGGAGACCGCCCUUCUCUUGUUGCCUGGCAUUCAGUACUUCUCUGGCCAGUUCUUCGACAUGCCCCGCAUCACAGCCCACGCCAAAGCCAAGGGCAUCACUGUCGGCUGGGAUCUGGCCCACGCUGCGGGGAACGUCGAGCUCAAACUUCACGACUGGGACGUUGACUUUGCGUGCUGGUGCACGUACAAGUACAUCAAUGCGGGACCCGGCAGCAUCGCAGGCGCCUUUGUGCACGAGCGUCAUGGCAAGGUGGAGUGGCCACAGGGCGAGUCUGGCAAACCCUCGUACCGCCCGCGCCUGACAGGAUGGUACGGUGGCGACAAGAGCGUCCGCUUCAAGAUGGACAAUAACUACGUGCCCAUUGUGGGCGCGGGCGGCUUCCAGGUGUCGAACCCCUCUGCCAUUGACCUGGCGUCCUUGUCAGGCGCCCUGAGUGUCUUCAACAAGACCUGCAUGCGGGACCUGCGCAGCAAGGCUCUUGUCCUGACGGCCUAUGCUGAGUAUCUGCUGGACCAGAUGACGGCCGAGUUUGGAGGCAGCACGCCGGCGUUCCGUGUCCUGACCCCCCGCGACCCUCUGCAACGUGGUACCCAGCUCAGUGUGAUGCUGGCAAGCGAGCAGCUGCACGACGCCGUCAGUGCUGCGUUGGAGGCCAACGGCGUCAUGUGCGACAAGAGGAAACCCAAUGUCAUCCGCGUGGCGCCCGUGCCGCUCUACUCGAGGUUUGAGGAUGUGUGGCGCUUUAUGGAGAUUCUGAAGGGGGCGCUGGCUAAGCUGAAUGCUUGA
This is a messenger RNA of Emericellopsis cladophorae, 1479 nucleotides long. Its product is annotated as Kynureninase-like protein. Gene Ontology annotation, molecular function: pyridoxal phosphate binding; kynureninase activity. The transcript is spliced from 2 exons. The record is from RefSeq and is a predicted model, not a curated record. The coding region runs from base 1 to 1479 and encodes 492 amino acids. Gene Ontology annotation, cellular component: cytoplasm. Lineage: Eukaryota; Fungi; Ascomycota; Sordariomycetes; Hypocreales; Bionectriaceae. Gene Ontology annotation, biological process: NAD+ biosynthetic process.